Grosmannia clavigera kw1407 is the source of this 1452-nucleotide messenger RNA. RefSeq names its product mitochondrial NADH kinase. The record is from RefSeq and is a predicted model, not a curated record. Lineage: Eukaryota; Fungi; Ascomycota; Sordariomycetes; Ophiostomatales; Ophiostomataceae. The coding region runs from base 1 to 1452 and encodes 483 amino acids. Gene Ontology annotation, molecular function: NAD+ kinase activity. Gene Ontology annotation, biological process: NAD+ metabolic process; NADP+ biosynthetic process. The transcript has a single exon.
AUGCGGAUCGGGCCGUGUGUUGGCAGGGCCGUCUGGCAGCACCGACGGCCGUUCUCUUCGGCGUCGACGCUGCGCGAGCUGCGCGAUGCUGCCAGCCUUCCAGACCGCAUCGAGCCGCGAUACGAAGAGAGCCCGCCGUCUUCGCUGUUGUCGCUGCACUGGCCGCAGCCUCCGCGCAACAUCCUGAUCAUCCCCAAGCUGCACGUGCCGCGCGUCACGCGGUCGGCACUGGUGUUUGCCGAGCACCUGGCACGCAACUAUCCGGACCUGAAUCUCGUCUUUGAGCAUCGCGUCGCCCAGGCCGUCCACGAGAGCUUGCCGUUCCCCAUCUACACGACCGACAGCAGCCAGACACGGACGCUAUUUCCCGACAAGAUCGACCUGAUCACCACUCUGGGCGGCGAUGGCACCAUCCUGCGCGCCGCCAGCCUCUUCUCGCUGCAGCCCAGCGUGCCGCCGGUCCUCUCUUUCAGCAUGGGCACCCUCGGCUUUCUGGGCGAGUGGAAAUUCGAGGAACACAAGCGUGCUUGGCGCGAGGUAUAUAUGAGCGGCAGCGGUGUCGCCGUUGACGAUCUGGUUGCGCCACAUACCCAAAUUGCAGCGGGUAGUGUUGGUGAUGGUGGUGGUAGUGCUGCUACUAGCUCUGCCAGCUCCGAAGAGAAUGCAGAGGCGCUGGCGGCAUGGGGGAGUGUCCGCGGCCAGAGUUUGGGGGUCAAGCGUGUGUCGCGCAUGCUGCUGCGGAAUCGGCUCAAGGUCGGCGUGUACGAUCAGGCUGGCGUCAACAUCAAUGACAAGCUGACGUCCAUCCCGGCCACAACGACGACAUUUUCCAGCCCGACUCAGCAGGCAAAACAGGUUGGCCCUCCUUGCCCUCCUCGCUCUCCAGUGGCCGCCAACACGCCACCGCCUGCCUUCCAUGCUAUCAACGAGCUGCUCAUCCACCGUGGCCCGCAUACACAUCUCGCCAUUAUCGACAUCUACAUCAACGACCACUUUCUGACCGAGGCUGUGGCCGACGGCAUCCUCGUCAGCACGCCCACCGGAUCGACGGCCUACUCGCUCAGUGCCGGCGGUGCCAUCAUCCAUCCGCUGGUCGGCUCGCUGCUCAUCACCCCUAUCUGCCCGCGCAGCUUGAGCUUCCGGCCGCUGGUCCUGCCGCUCAACACCAAAGUGUCGCUGCGGCUCAGCGAGCGCAACCGCGGACGCGAUCUCGAGGUCAGCAUCGACGGCAAGCGCAAGGCUGGCGUCGGCAUCGGCAUGGAGGUGCGCGUCGAAGGCGAGGCCGUUGGCCGCACUGCCGACGGCAGCUGGCGCGGCGGCGUGCCCUGCGUCAUCCGCGCGCCCCGUCAUGGCGCUCGCGGCGUCUUGAUGGAGGACGACGACGGCUGGGUUGGCGGCCUCAACAGCCUGCUCAAGUUCAACUAUCCGUUUGGCGAAACCCCCGCGGACUGA